Messenger RNA from Pocillopora verrucosa, 2995 nucleotides. Its product is annotated as ankyrin repeat domain-containing protein 13D-like. Gene Ontology annotation, molecular function: protein binding. Lineage: Eukaryota; Metazoa; Cnidaria; Anthozoa; Scleractinia; Pocilloporidae. The record is from RefSeq and is a predicted model, not a curated record. Gene Ontology annotation, cellular component: cytoplasm.
AAAAUGGUAUAAGAUGGCGGCUAGUGGGAAGGACAUUUUGACCGCAUAUUCCCCCAAAAUUUCACGUGAUUCAAUACUCUCAGUCUAUCCAUUGCACUGGCACGUCUGGCAUAAAGAUGCCUCGUCACUCGAAGAAGAACUUGCUUUGAACAAGCACAAUAAAGAGUUACUGGACCCUCGAGGACGGACUCCACUUCAUCUUGCGGUUAGUCUGGGUUAUGUGGAUUGUGUAAAGUGUCUUCUUCGCGGAGGCUGCGAUGCAAACGCUAUUAAUCAGGAUGGGUGGAAUGUGUCACAUGAAGCGAUUAGCACUGGAAACCCUGAAAUUUUAUCACUUGUACUUCAACACCGAGAUUUUCAAAGAGGAAGUCAAAGGCUCGCUGGAAUUCCUGAACUAUUGGAAGAACUCAAUUCUACUCCAGAUUUUUAUGUGGAAAUGAAAUGGGAGUUCACCAGCUGGGUACCGUUUAUGUCCAGAAUGUGUCCCAGUGAUACAUAUAAAAUAUACAAAUGUGGAGCAAAUGUUCGAGCUGACACCACGUUAAUUGGCUUUGACCAGAAUGACUGGCAGAGGGGUAAUAGGAGUUAUGUUUUUAAGGGCGGAGCGGAAGGAGGAGAAUUUUUAGAGAUUGAUCAUGAAAAAAAGAGAUACUUCAAAGAAACUUUGCAUAUUAGGGAAGAUUUUCGUGACCUGGAGGGGCUUAAACCUUCAGAAGAUGUUAUCAACGCGAGAUUAACAACACCAGCUGUUGCUACCAUGCUUAACACAGAUAAUAUUGCAUUUACAAGGCACAAGACCAUGUGGGGGUGGGGUGGAGACAAGACAGAGGUAGUGAAUGGAUAUGAGUGCAAAGUGUAUACAGCAAGUGGGGUGGAGGUUCUCACUAAAACACGAGUGGAGCACUUGAAUGCCGAGGAUAAACAGAUGGCUCAAAAUACAAAUGAUACAUUUGCUGCAAAUGGUCUACAAACUCUCCUUGGUAUUGAAGAAGAGAAUGUAUCAAAUAAUGUGGAGGAUGACCAAGUUGCUUCAGACUUAGAUCGUACUUCUUCUAACCCUUACAAAAUGAGGUUAGAGGAGUACUUUAAUCCUAAUCCAGAAUCAAAUACAAGGGAUAUUGGAAAAUUGAAAGAAAUGACAGUGAAGAAGCAGAAAUUUAAAGCUACAAUUUCAAUGUGUGACAAGCAUCCGUUGUCUCUUCGUGAACAAGUGCUUCCAAUUGUCAAAUUACUGGCUAUCAGCAACACUCAUUUUGCUAAGCUUAGGGACUUCAUUGCACUUCAUCUACCAGCAGGAUUCCCGGUAAAAAUAGAAAUUCCUUUGUUCCAUGUCCUAAAUGCCAAAAUAACGUUUGGUAAUAUUGGGGGAGGAGAAUGUUUAGUGGAAGGAGUGCAUGCAAUCAGAGCUGAUAUACAGGAAACUGGAGAGGAUAGUCACACCUCUACUGAGGGGGAGGAACAGCCCCUUGUAGAUGGGCUGGCUGCAAGGUGUGUCAUAGAAUCAACUUGUUUUGAUGCUCCAGCAGACUACCGAGAGGUUAAUCUGGAUCAACCAGUUGCUCCUCUUAGAGAUGAAGAAGACGAGAUGCUACAACUAGUAAUACAACAGAGCUUACUUGAAUAUCAACAAGAUCCUGCACAGAUUGUGACUCUUCAGACUUUACAAGGCAGCCAGCAACAAGAAGAUGAUGACUUGCAACGUGCAAUAAGAGAAAGUAUGAGAGAAAGUGGUGUUGAAGAGGGAGAAACCCCACAAGUUCUUCCUGUUCAAAGACAAGAAGGAGAUGGAGUCAUUGCCUAUGAUGAAGACUUGCAGCUGGCUAUGGCACUUUCUGAACAGCAGCUGGAGGAAGAUGAACGACUUCGAAAACAGGAAGAAGAAGAGCUGGCUCAAGUCAUUCAGCUAUCUCUUGCAGAAAAUUAACUUGUAUAGCUUUCAGAUCAGGCUAUAAAAACUGUAAAACUGUAUUUGCAUUUAAUUCUUCAAACUAAAGUGAAGUAGUCGGUAUAUUUAGUAACUUCUUAAAGUGAAGUUGAAGCUCUGAGAUUUUUUGGGAAGUUAUUGACUAUUUAUUGUUUAUUUUUGAAAUGGAUUACAACAGCAAAAAAGAAAGAAGGCAUUGAAAAUGAGUUAUAAAAUUAGGAAACUACAAAAAUUAUGAGUAUCAUUAGGUAGUUCUCUUGGCAUUUUACAUUUUUUUUUUGAUAGCAAGAUCGUGCCACGUGUGACUUAACAGUCUUGUGAACAGUGACUUCAUGUAUGAAAAAUGGUAUUAUUUUCAAUCUGCUGCAUUCAUUUUACGUGAAAUAACUAAUUACUUUGUGUCAAAUGACACUUCUUAUUCUGUUAGAAUCCACACUGUCUGUAUGCUUUUAGAGUUGGAGACUAACUUAAGUUGUAUUGACAAGUGCUAGUGUCACCUUAAGGGUCAAACACUGUUUGGUGUCUGCAGUAAUAUUACUCAAGAGGCUUCCUAUAGGAAGAACAUUAUCAUUAAAAAUAACUUUUCAAAUUUUCAUUUUUUUUCAAAUUUGUUUUGGUUAAGUCAACAUAAGUUGGAGAACAUUUCCUUUUUUGGAUUGAAUUCAUAGUUACUUAUACCUAGUAUUCUCUACGUAAAUUAUUCCCCCUAACUAUUAAUUGUAUUUAGUUCUCUUGGAGACUGUACAAAUUUAGAGUGAAACAAGAGGAAACAUUUAUAUUAAUAUCAAUAACAUUUUAUUUAUCAGACCAGAAGAUAUUAACAUUUUUGUUUUAUCAUUGUGUCUGUGCUUCAAAAGUCACCAAAGAGGUGCAGUCAUGUUUCUAGUCAUGUUGUCCUUUUAUGUAGGACUGUUUUUAGGUUUGUUGUUUCAAUGUCACAUUGGAUGGUUGGAUAAUUCCACUUUUUGUUACCAGUCAAUUGUGCAAUAAUUCAUUUUUUAACCAUGAAAGUAAAUGGAAAGUUUUAUUAGGUGGUCUGGUUCUAAAUAAAUAACAUUCUUAACCCAUGAA